Messenger RNA from Penicilliopsis zonata CBS 506.65, 1356 nucleotides. RefSeq lists its product as hypothetical. Gene Ontology annotation, cellular component: preribosome, large subunit precursor. Gene Ontology annotation, biological process: ribosomal large subunit biogenesis. The record is from RefSeq and is a predicted model, not a curated record. The transcript is spliced from 3 exons. Gene Ontology annotation, molecular function: zinc ion binding; nucleic acid binding. Bases 1 to 1356 code for a protein of 451 amino acids. NCBI's taxonomy places the organism in Eukaryota, Fungi, Ascomycota, Eurotiomycetes, Eurotiales, Aspergillaceae.
AUGGAUGGAACCGAUCUCCCCUAUACCUGCAACACCUGCCUUGUCGGGUUCCGCAGCAGCGAUGCGCAGAGAGAUCAUAUGCGCCGGGAUUGGCACUUAUACAACAUGAAGCGUCGUAUGGCUGCCUUGCCCCCUGUGUCCCAAGAAAUUUUCAACGAGAAGGUCCUGGCCGCCAAAGCUACGACCGCCGCCGCCGCCGCCAAGGCCUCAUUCGAAAGGACCUGCAACCCGUGCCAGAAGACAUUCUACAGCGAGAACUCGUAUCAGAAUCAUAUCAAAAGUUCGAAGCAUAGGCAACGUGUGUCCCGUGUGGACAAGGAUGCCGACGAAACUGCCUCGGUGAUGAGUUCUGCUUUCUCGCUUGGAGAGCCUAUCAAUAAGACUCGCUCGAAUCAGGCCGAUGUCUCUCACGUCACACAAAGCCUCAAGACGGCUACAAUCGAAGAAGAUGGUGAAGAAGACGGGGAAGAAGGUGAAGGUGAAGAUGCAGCUGGCGAAGAAAAAUACUCCAACUCUCGCUGCCUCUUCUGUAACGAGGAUUCAUCGGAUAUCAAACAGAACGUGGAACACAUGCUCAAGGCACACGGCAUGUUUAUCCCCGAAAAGGAUUACCUUGUGGACUUGGACGGGUUGAUUCACUAUCUGUACCGCAAAAUCGCAGAGAACAGCGAGUGUUUGUACUGCCAUGCUAUCCGGAAUAGUCCUGCUGGUAUCCGCACCCACAUGCGUGAUAAGGGCCACUGCAUGAUUGCUUUCGAGACCGAAGAGGAGCAGAUCGAGAUCGGUCAAUACUACGACUUCCGCAGCACAUACUCGGAUGGUGAAGAUGAGUGGGAGGAUGAGGAGGAGGAAGGAACGCCGGAAGACGGCGGUGUCAAGGUUUCUUCGUCGGAUGCUGAUGCAGAAGGAUGGGAAACCGACGAUACCUCUGCGUCAUCGGUUGAUCCAGAGGAUCUCGGCUCUCGCAAGCAGGCCCCGGUUAUCUACCAGUCCGAAUACGAGCUUCACUUGCCUUCCGGAAGAAGUGUCGGUCACCGUUCUCUCGCCAAAUACUUCCGUCAGAACCUGCACAACUACCCCUCCGCUGAUGAGCGCGCUGCCCGGCAACUCGCCAUUGAAAACGGAGAAAUCGAAGAAGAGGAGCCAAGAGGCCGAACGAACCACCACCGUGCAAUUAUCACGCGUGCUAACGGCGGUCUGGGGAUGAUCGGGGCUUCAGAUGAGCAGAAACGUGCUGCUCUCGAUUCCGAACGGAGAGAGCGCACCCGCGCACAGCGUGAGGAGCACCGUAUCAAGGCUCGGGUCCAACGGGCCAACAACAGCCAAAAGCAUUUCAGAGAUCCGCUCCUUCAAUGA